CCGACCCUCCCCCUCCCCGCCGCGGCGUCUGACGUCCCGCGCGCGUAGGGGCGGCGGAGCUGCGCGGAGAGCCGGGCGGGCUGCAGCGCGGUGUGAAGAGAAAAAAAUGACAAUCCAGUGGGUGGCAGUUGCAACCUUUCUUUAUGCUGAAAUAGGACUCAUUUUAAUCUUCUGUCUGCCUUUUAUUCCUCCUCAGAGAUGGCAGAAGAUUUUUUCAUUUAGUGUAUGGGGUAAAAUUGCAACUUUCUGGAACAAGGCUUUUCUUACCAUUAUAAUCCUAUUGAUUGUUCUGUUUCUAGAUGCUGUGAGAGAAGUAAGGAAAUAUGCCUCCAUUCAUACCAUUGACAAGAGCUCAACCAGCAAACUUGGUGCCUAUGAACAUACACAGAUGAAACUUUUUAGGUCUCAAAGAAAUCUUUACAUUUCUGGAUUUUCAUUAUUUUUUUGGCUAGUGUUGAGACGUCUGGUUACACUUAUUACUCAGCUGGCAAAAGAACUAUCAAACAAAGGAGUGCUUAAAAGUCAAGCAGAAAAUACUAAUAAUGCUGCGAAAAGAUUCAUGGAAGAGAAUGAAAAACUAAAAAGGAUCUUGAAAACCGCGGAUGAAGAAAACACUUUUGAAACAGAAAAUAAAAAACUAGUAGAAGACCAGGAAAAACUGAAAACUGAAUUAAAGAAGACUUUAGAUGCCCUUUUUAAGGCACAAAGUGAUGUGAUGACAAUGAAGAUGCAGUCAGAGAGACUUUCAAAAGAAUAUGAUCGACUCCUGAAAGAGCACUCAGAACUUCAGAAUCGCUUAGCAAAAGAUAAUAAGAAAGGCCUGUGAACUGCAUGGAAGAAGAUUCUGAUACACCGUGUCAAAAUAAUAAAUUUGUUAUCAUGGUAGCCACUAGAAAAUUUAAAAUUCAAUUCAGAAAAAUGCACUGUGACUGGCUAAUAGUGUUUUUUAAUCCCACAUAUAGACUAUAUAGUACUGAAAUUUUCAAAAUAUUUGAUAAUGUUUCAAAUACAUUAUAAAGAGUGUAUUCCAGCUCUUUAAAAAAUAUAUAAGCAUGUUAAAUAUAUUUACAUUUUGGUAAUGACA
Sciurus carolinensis (gray squirrel) is the source of this 1084-nucleotide messenger RNA. It is a transcript of the gene Bcap29, whose product is annotated as B cell receptor associated protein 29. Bases 107 to 826 code for a protein of 239 amino acids. Lineage: Eukaryota; Metazoa; Chordata; Mammalia; Rodentia; Sciuridae. Gene Ontology annotation, cellular component: endoplasmic reticulum membrane; endoplasmic reticulum. Gene Ontology annotation, biological process: intracellular protein transport; endoplasmic reticulum to Golgi vesicle-mediated transport. The record is from RefSeq and is a predicted model, not a curated record. The transcript is spliced from 8 exons.